Helobdella robusta is the source of this 1308-nucleotide messenger RNA. RefSeq lists its product as hypothetical. The coding region runs from base 1 to 1308 and encodes 435 amino acids. The record is from RefSeq and is a predicted model, not a curated record. NCBI's taxonomy places the organism in Eukaryota, Metazoa, Annelida, Clitellata, Rhynchobdellida, Glossiphoniidae. Gene Ontology annotation, molecular function: RNA binding; ATP binding; RNA helicase activity. The transcript has 6 exons. Gene Ontology annotation, biological process: mRNA splicing, via spliceosome; mRNA export from nucleus.
AUGGCCGAUAACGACGAACUUCUCGAUUACGAAGAAGCUGAUGAGCAGGAAGAAAUAAUUACAAAUGGAGCCGGCGACGGAACCAUUCAGAAGAAGGAACUGAAGGGAACGUACGUGUCCAUUCACAGUUCAGGGUUCAGAGAUUUCCUUUUGAAGCCUGAAUUAUUAAGAGCGAUCGUUGAUUGUGGUUUUGAACAUCCAUCUGAAGUUCAACAUGAGUGUAUACCCCAGGCAAUUCUUGGCUUGGAUGUUGUAUGUCAGGCAAAAUCUGGUAUGGGUAAGACAGCCGUCUUCGUGUUGGCAACACUUCAACAACUAGAGAUUGUCGACAAACAAGUUUCCGUUUUGGUGAUGUGUCAUACAAGAGAAUUAGCCUUCCAAAUAAGUAAGGAAUACGAAAGAUUCAGCAAGUAUAUGAAUGGUGUCAAGAUUGCUGUCUUCUUCGGUGGAAUGGCAAUAACAAAAGACGAAGCGACUUUGAAGAACAACUGUCCCCACAUUGUUGUUGGUACCCCUGGAAGAAUUCUUGCUCUGGUUAGGGGUAAGAAUUUGGAUCUGAAGCACUUGAAGCACUUCAUUCUUGAUGAAUGUGACAAGAUGUUGGACCAAUUAGAUAUGAGAAGAGACAUCCAAGAAAUCUUCAAAGUAACACCUCACGAGAAGCAAGUCAUGAUGUUCUCUGCCACACUCGGAAAGGAUAUUAGGCCUGUCUGCAAAAAAUUCAUGCAAGAUCCAAUGGAAGUAUACGUGGACGAUGACUCCAAAUUAACAUUACACGGUCUCCAACAACAUUAUGUAAAACUGAAGGACAAUGAAAAGAAUAGAAAGUUGUUUGAGUUAUUGGAUGCUCUUGAAUUCAACCAGGUGAUCAUAUUUGUCAAGUCCAUACAGAGGUGUGUGGCUCUUUCUCAGCUGCUCGUCGAACAAAACUUUCCUGCCAUUGCCAUCCACAAAGCAAUGAGUCAAGAUGACAGGUUGAGUCGUUAUCAGCAGUUCAAAGAUUUCCAGAGUAGAAUACUAGUUGCAACUAAUUUGUUUGGCAGAGGGAUGGAUAUUGAAAGGGUCAACAUUGUCUUCAACUAUGACAUGCCUGAAAACUCUGACACUUAUCUUCACAGGGUUGCUCGUGCUGGCAGGUUCGGUACAAAGGGAUUGGCUGUGACUUUUGUGUCAGAUGAAACUGAUGCCAAGGUGCUGAAUGAGGUGCAGGAGAGGUUUGAAGUCAACAUCACCGAACUACCUGAUGCCAUUGACCACACUACUUACAGUACGUUUAGCUCAUUAUUUCAAAAUUAUUGUAAUAGCUAA